Molecule: messenger RNA, 785 nt
Organism: Artibeus jamaicensis (Jamaican fruit-eating bat)
Lineage: Eukaryota; Metazoa; Chordata; Mammalia; Chiroptera; Phyllostomidae
Gene: SYCP3
Product: synaptonemal complex protein 3
Exons: 8
Coding region: 105-785 (226 amino acids)
Biological process (GO): meiotic cell cycle; spermatid development
Cellular component (GO): synaptonemal complex
Source: RefSeq, a predicted model, not a curated record
GUCAGCCGGAGGCGAGAAGACGAACUGGGCUGAGGGGCCCCGGGGGCGAGCGGGGGCGAGGAGAAGACCGAGGAUGAGGCACUUUGAUCAGGAAACAUCUAAAUAUGUUGCCCUCUGGAAGAAAACAUACCGGGAAAUCUGGGAAGAUAUCAAUGGAGGAUCAGCUUCUAAUAGCCUUUGAGUUCGAGAAAGAAGAUAGAAAAGCUCUGAGCGGUCCAGAGGAGGAUGUUACUCGUGCAAAGACUCCGGCAAUUGAUAAGCUUGGGAAGAAAAGGACUUCUGCAGGAAUACUUGAAAAUACGGGAGAUGAAGUACAGACUAUGCUGGAAAAAAUUGGAGCUAACAUUAACAGUUCUCUUCUUGCAAAGAAAAAAAGACUAGCAAUGUAUACCAAGGCUUCCCUCAAAACCAGUAGCCAGAAAAUUGAACAUAUUUGGAAAACCCAACAAGAUCUCAGACAGAAGCUUAGUAAGGAAUUUUCUCAGCAGUGUAUGACUUUGUUUCAGCAGUGGGAGAUAGAUGUGCAGAAGGCUGAGGAACAAGAAGAAAAACUAGCUAAUUUGUUUCGACAGCAACAAAAGAUUUUUCAACAAUCUAGAGUUAUUCAGAGCCAGAGACUGAACACAGUUAAACAGUUAUAUGAGCAGUUCGUAAAGAGCAUGGGUGACUUGGACAAGAAUCAGGAUACUCUCCUUACUGGUGCACAAAUUGAACUUAAAAAAGAAAUGGCUUUGUUGCAAAAACAAAUUAUGAUGGACACUGUAAGUUAUGAUAGUAAACACUGA